Salarias fasciatus (jewelled blenny) is the source of this 2866-nucleotide messenger RNA. It is a transcript of the gene dtx2, whose product is annotated as deltex 2, E3 ubiquitin ligase. The transcript is spliced from 9 exons. Gene Ontology annotation, biological process: protein ubiquitination; Notch signaling pathway. Gene Ontology annotation, molecular function: zinc ion binding. Lineage: Eukaryota; Metazoa; Chordata; Actinopteri; Blenniiformes; Blenniidae. The record is from RefSeq and is a predicted model, not a curated record. The coding region runs from base 306 to 2219 and encodes 637 amino acids.
GACCGUGCCCACUGUUGUUUCCAGGGCUGGUGUUUCCCACGGUCCCUGAAGACCGCGGCCGAGGAGCCACAAUCUGCACCACAAAGCAGAAGCCUCCUCUCCUAAGCGCUCCUCCAUGCCUCUCGCCUGUCACCAUGCAGCGAAGCGUUCACCCGGCCGGCCUCCCCUCUGAUCCGCGCCCCGCCGCUUCCUCUCAGGCCUGUUAGCACAUUCAAAAUGCAGACUUUGUCUCCGUCGUAGCCGCACUCCGUCGACCAGCUGAACCCGAGCGAGCCGUUGUUAGCUCCGGCUAAUCUCGGUGAAUUAUGGCGAUCGUGUCCGGCUCCUGCGCCCGGGUCAACGGCUCCAGGAGCGGGCCCUCCGUGUCGGCCGCCCCGUCCGGAUCCGCGGGCCAGGCCCAGCCCAUGAUAGCCGUGUGGGAAUGGCAGGACGACCUGGGCUACUGGCGGCCGUACAGCGGCCAGGUGAGCGCCCACAUCGAGCGGUGUCUGUCACCGCGGGGCCACCGGGGAGGAGCGGGGCCCGGCGCCACGAGCAUCUGCCUCGGACAAUCAGACCCCAGCCUGUCGCCGUACCUCAUCGACAUCCCGAGCCUCAAGCAGUUCCGGCAGGACACAGGGAAGACGCGCUCGGUGCGGCGCUCGCUCUUCGCCCAGUCGUCGGGCCUGGGCAGCGGCGUCUACUGGGAGUGGCAGAACGACGAGGGGCGCUGGACCCCGUACGAGACCCGGACCUCCAUCCUGCUGGAGCACAGCUACCAGGCCCGGCAGGGCACGGCGGACCUGGGCCCCCACGGCUACAACUACAUCGUGGACCUGACGUCCCUGGCCCAGGUCAACAAGGCCACGGGCUACCGGCGCCUGGUGCGGCGCCAGUGCAACCUCCCGUACCCGCUGGCGUCCGCCGGCCCCCCGGCCAUCCCCUCGGGCCCCUCGGGCCCCUCGGGCCCCGCCUGCUCCUGCCAGCAGUGCCUGAGCCACAGCAGCACGGGGCCCAUGCCCAGCCGGUCCCGCCACUCCUUCUCCUCGGGGAGCCUGACCCGGCCCGGCCUGCAGGGGGCGGUGCGGGCCGCCCACCCGGCCUCCGUGUACUCGCCGUACCCGAGGAGACCCCUGUCCGUGGGGGGGAUGUCCUGGGGAAGCCCCUGGCCCCCGCCGGCCCCCGGGGGCCAGCUCCCCGCCCCGCUGCUGACCGGCUCCUCCAGUGCCAACGGGCUGAGUGUUCCUUCCAUCUCCGUGCAGCUGAACGGAUCCACCAGCGUCGGCUCGGCCCUGGCAGGCAUGGCCUCCAUUUUGAUGUCAGCAGUGGGACUCGGCGUGCACUUCACCUCCGCCCCCCUCCCCCAGCAGCCGCCGCCGCCGCCUCAGCAGCAGCAGCAUCUUCAUCCUCCGCCUCCUCCGCCUCCUUUUGCUCCGCCCCCUCCUCUCCUGCCCAGCAAGCCCCCCAGCAGCAGCAGCAGCAGUUCAGUUAGGAGAGCAAAGAGGCAGCACAGGAGAGCCUCGGCUCAGAGACCAGAGGAGGUGAUCCAGCGCUACAUGGAGGUGGUCGCCGGCGUGUCGGAUGAGGACUGCAUCAUCUGCAUGGACCAGCUGUCCAACCCGUCCGGGUACGAGACGGCGGCGGGCGACGGCGGCCAGAGCGCGCUGCCGGACGCCGUGGGGAAGUUCGUCAAGUGCGGCCACACGCUGCACAUGCUCUGCAUGCUGGCCAUGUACAACAACGGGACCAAGGACGGCAGCCUGCAGUGUCCGUCCUGCAAGACAAUCUACGGCGAGAAGACGGGGACGCAGCCCAAAGGCAAGAUGGAGAUCUACAGCAUCGCCCAGUGCCUGCCGGGCCACCCCGACUGCGGAACCAUCCAGAUCAUCUACAGCAUCCCGCCCGGCGUCCAGGGUCCGGAGCAUCCGAACCCCGGCCAGCCGUUCACCUGCAGAGGUUUCCCUCGCUUCUGUUUCCUCCCGGAUAACGACAAAGGCAGAAAGGUCCUGGAGCUGCUGAAGGUGGCGUGGAUGCGGCGCCUGAUCUUCACGGUGGGGACGUCCAGCACCACGGGCGAGCCGGACACGGUGGUGUGGAACGGGAUCCACCACAAGACGGAGAUGAUGUCCAACCUGUCGGGCCACGGCUACCCCGACCCCAACUACCUGGACAACGUCCUGUCGGAGCUGGCUUCCCAGGGCGUGAGCGAGGACUGCCUCAGAGCGGCGGGCGGCAGCUAGGCCGCACGCACACACGCACGCACACACACUCAUAUACACACAUAUAAACACACACUCACACUCACACACACUCCUGAAUCUUGUAAAGAACGUUUAGCUCCUCGCCGGACCCAGCAGAGACCUGGACCGCCUUCCUUCUCCAUCCGGCUGGACGCCAGGCCGUCGCCUCGGUCCAGACCAGAAUCUGUUCAAGCACUUUAUCCGGCCGCCGCGUCGCCGGAGACCUGGGCGGUUUCUGCUUCUCCCCGUUUUCGGUUUGGCGCUCGGAAACGCCAUGUAGCAAAGCCGGUCCCGGUCCCAGAGGAAGUGUAAAUACAGCCGGCGCCGCAGACCCCGAACUCUUUCUAUUUAACCCUCGCUGCGGCCGUGGGGUUGCCGGUCGGACGCCCGAGGGGCGCUCGGCAGGCGCCUUUCUUCUGGAGUUCUGUCACUUUGUCAUUUGUGUUUGGGUGUGUGUGAGGAGGGACGAGGCCGCUCGGCGCGGAAACACUUCAACACUUUCAGUGACAAUCAAGCUCGCUCGCCCAGCGAGCGGCACCGCCCGCUGCUAGCAUCCAGCCGCCAACAGCUCCGGUCCUGACAUGUAAACUCAUACAGUGAAACGAGAAAAAAAAACUGCAAUAAAGAAAAGAAGCAAAACGAGUCCC